ACAUGUAUUCAGGGGAAGGUUGAAACUCAGCGUGAGGGUGGUCGCUGUGGAGGUGUUACAUGGCAUGCAGAGGGGGAAAGUACACCUGGGGAAUAAAUCAGAUUAGAAAACAACAGGAACAUCCUCCCUGCUUGUAUUUUGAGAUACAUACUCAGAUAUCCAAGCUGUUUUUUAGACUAAAUUGGGCUAUAGUUGUAUUAAACUUAUGAACAUUUCUUAAAACUCUAAAGUUGAAUUGGAUUCAACCCCAUAUAUAAAGUUUGCUUCUAAAAUAAGAAAAGAAUAAUCUUCGAAACAACACUGGAACCAGGUUUCUCACACUAUAUAAAGACCUGAAGCUGUGGAGGUAGCAGAUGAUUAAUCAAAAACAUUGAGGGUUUAAUCCAUCAACCCUCUGGUAGCUCUGAAAAACUGUAUUAGUGAACCUUAAAGAUUAUUCCUUCAAAUGAUCAAGAUCUGGACUCUAAAGUCUGUAAUCCAUCAAGGGGCUCCAAAAGUCUAAUACCUCACAGUUCACAAGCAGACACAGGAUCACAUCAAAGAGAGACACUGGUAACUGUUUCAGCAUCAUGUCCAGCCGAGGAGGAAAGAAGAAGAUGACCAAGACGUCCCGGUCCACCAAGGCCGGGGUCAUCUUCCCUGUUGGGCGCAUGCUUCGCUACAUCAAGAGGGGCCUGCCCAAAUACCGCAUUGGGGUGGGCGCACCGGUCUAUUUGGCUGCUGUCCUGGAGUACCUUACUGCAGAAAUCUUGGAGCUGGCAGGAAAUGCCGCCAGAGACAACAAGAAGGGUCGCGUCACGCCUCGACACAUCCUGCUGGCCAUCGCAAACGAUGAGGAGUUGAACCAGCUGCUGAAAGGAGUGACCAUCGCAGCAGGAGGAGUCCUACCCAACAUCCAUCCAGAGCUGCUGGCUAAGAAGAGAGGAGCAAAGGGAAAACUGGAGGCACCUGUCUCACCAGCACCUGAGAAGAAACCCAAACCGGUCAAGAAGUCUACGGCCAAGAAGACGAGCGGGAGGAAGGCAGGAGGGAAGGCUAAGAAGCAGGGCGAGGUGAGCAAGGCGGCGUCUGCAGACAGCACCACAGAGGGAUCUCCAGGUGACAGCUUCACUGUGCUCUCCACCAAGAGCCUCUUCCUGGGUCAGAAGCUCAACCUAAUCCACAGCGAGGUCAGUAACUUGGCUGGCUUUGACGUGGAGGGGGUCAUCAACCCCACCAGUGCUGAACUUGAACUUAAAGAUGAUCUAGGUGCUGCUCUGGAAAAGAAGGGAGGGAAGGAGUUUGUUGACGCGCUGCAGGAGCUGAAGAAGAAGAACGGCCCCCUAGAUGUGGCUGGUGCUGUCCUGACCGGCGGCUUCGGUCUGCCUGCGAAGUACGUCAUCCAUUGUAACAGUCCGGGCUGGGGCUCUGAUAAGUGUGAGGAGCUGCUGGACAAGACGGUGAAGAACUGCCUGGCUCUGGCUGAUGAGAAGAAGCUCAAGUCUGUGGCUUUCCCAUCAAUCGGCAGCGGGAGGAACGGUUUCCCUAAGCAGACAGCGGCCCAGCUGAUCCUCAAGGCCAUCUCCAGCUACUUUGUGUCCACCAUGUCUUCCACCAUCAAGACCGUCUACUUCGUGCUGUUCGACAGCGAGAGCAUCGGGAUCUACGUGCAGGAAAUGGCCAAACUGGAGACGAGCUAAAAGAAUCUGGAGUGUGUUGGAGUAUUCACCUCCUCCCCCCCCUGUUCUCACCUCCCUUUGUUUUUCCUGACAGGAUAUAGGAAGGUGUUUAUUAGUGGUUAUAUAUGAAGAGAAAAAAGAAGAAGAAUCUUUCUAUAGGCCGGGAACUUGUUUUUGCAUUAUGUUUGUUUUUUCUUAUAUUGUUUUUAAUUUCUUAUUUACUUAUCACUUCUGAUAUUUCAAUCUAAAAGUGCACUGUUCAUCCUGCGGUCUUUUAAUACAAACAGUGCAUACACGAAACAGAUUAAGUAAGAUGACUUAAAGAUUUAAUUUUCAUUACUAAAGAUGUUCUAUGAGAGAGAUAGCUUCACCUCAAUUACCAGGCUUCCAGAGAAGUCUGAAGAAUACGGGUUAAUGCAUGCAAAGCAGUAAAGAUAGCAAAAACAGCUAUUCUCCUUUUAUUUCAGCUCAGAACACACGACAAGACUCAGCGUUUUACUGCGCUUGGAUAGUUUCUGUUGUUGGUCGUGUUGGUUUUUGGUCUUUAGGAAACCGAUAUAAUGGAACUUUGGGACGAGUUUUUGUUUUAGUGAUGUGCAAUGCAAAAGGUUUGUUUACUUGUGUGCUGCAGAGACCUUGAGUUUCCAUUAAACAUAAUGAGUGAGAAGUGGAUCAAUUCAAGUCAUGCUUCUGUCUACAUAUUCUGUACUCAGCACCAUGCAUGAGGACUGUAAACUGAUGCUCAUCGUUUACAGUCAGAGUUAAUCAUGAGGAAUGGAACGAGUUGAGUGGAGACUGCAGGUUUUUGCAGGGCACAAAUGGUUUAUAUUGUGUGUUCCUAUCUGUGUUUCUAUAGAUGGAGUAUUUGUGAAAUGUUCUAGUGAAAUACUGGGCUGUAACAAAGUCAUAUUCUUAUUUUCUAUUAUAAUUUUCACACUGAUACUAAAAGAUGGUCAGGACGCUAAAAAGAAAAAGUUGUUUCAGAUGAUUUUUCUGUGUUUUGUCUUUGUUAAGCCAUAAAAAACAUGUACUCACGUUUGCUGGAAAUAGAGGUCCUCUGUGCGGAUACUUUGGUGUGCUCUUUCAGUCAGCAGCCACCAGAUGGCGCCCAGUGAUCAAGAAUUGGAGUUUCCAUUGGAGCCAUUUUCUGUGCCGCAGCAGGCCUCUCCACACAGACGCUGGUCGAUUUGAGUUUGAUUUGAAUUGGGACUGAUGGACGGACGCGAGUAGCCCGACUGCUCUGCUGCAUUUGGACUUUUCAAAAGCCUACCUUUCUUAUGAGAAAAAAAAUGUAAAUUGCUUUCUAAAGAAUUGCUACAAUUGAUGAUUCUACAAAAGGUCUGUACACACUCCGGUAAUAAAAUACCUUUAAAACAACA
Notolabrus celidotus (New Zealand spotty) is the source of this 3037-nucleotide messenger RNA. RefSeq names its product core histone macro-H2A.1. The coding region runs from base 570 to 1679 and encodes 369 amino acids. NCBI's taxonomy places the organism in Eukaryota, Metazoa, Chordata, Actinopteri, Labriformes, Labridae. The transcript has 11 exons. Gene Ontology annotation, molecular function: protein heterodimerization activity; structural constituent of chromatin; DNA binding. The record is from RefSeq and is a predicted model, not a curated record. Gene Ontology annotation, cellular component: nucleosome.